UCUUCACACCUCAGGCGUGUUAUAUGUUAAGAAGAAAUUCCAUCAUACUUGACUUUGCUCUUGUAUUGAUCUCUGAAGUAUUUGUAGGUUGAGCCAUGUCGUCAGAAAAGGCUCUAAAUCAGAUCAGGUUAAACAAACAUAGAUUUAAAAUAAAACCAUUUAAAAACACAUGAAAAGUUAUUGCUAUCAAUCUCUUCAUUCUAAGUUCACAGUGUGUUUCCUGGUUCAUUAGGCACAAGCUCAGCAGUGUGUUCUGGAUUAUAAAUCUUUUUUUUUGUCCCCGCCGUGUAAAUAAUUAUCGUCCAACCUGGUCUGUGACAGCGUUCACCUCCAAACGUUACUGCGUAUGUCAAACUUUAACCACGUGUCACAUUGCUCUCGACAGCACAUGACGUACACUACAGUCAGAACAGUUUUCCAAAACACUUUCUGAUUCUUUGAAGUGUUAUCUUAAUGGUCAUUAAUGAAACACUUCUUAUCCAGUUACUGUUGGAGCUGCAGAUGUUCUCAGUGAUCCAUGACUGCUCCUACUUCCUUGCUGGAAAGAUUUUGAGCUUUUAUGACUUAAUUAUAUCACGUGGUUGUUGUUUUCGAUCCUUCAGUCUGUGAUGACUGACUUCUGCAGCGCCAUUUUUACAACCUUGAUUUUAUUGUCGGGGAGGGCACGCCGUUUCACUUGUUUUUACAAAGGCGUCAAAAACAAGAUCCAUAAAAAGCAAUCACCACUCUGUGAAAUGCCAUUGGACAACCAGCAAGAAUUUAUGACCUGUGGAGUAUUUUUCCUCUGCUAGUUUCAGUAUACGUUUAGUAUAUACGAAUGGCUGGACCACCUGUCACCAAGCUAACGCCAAACAGGCUGCAGCUUGUCUACAGACAUUACUGCCAACUCCUUAUCUCAGUGUUUCCAUUGAGAAGAUCUGUCCCUGACCUGAACAAACAAGAUCUCAUUAUGUCAUACCACAUGGUUGUGGGUAGAUGCUGGUAGACGAUAAGCCCAGUUCAAAGAGUUGGUUUAAAUGAAUGGAGCCAUAAAUGACAACAACACCUGAGCUCACAGAGCCGGAGCACGUCAGGAAAUACCUGCUCCUCCUGAUCUCCUAAUGAUUAUUGUCUAAUUGUUGAAUAAUUAUUGUCUUUUUGGUCCCAUUCUCCUUUCAGAGCCACGCAGCCAUUGUCAUUGUAUUGCAGUGGACACAAAGAACGCCGCGAGGGAAAAGGAGCGGCUCCAGACGGAGUGCUUGCACCUUUGUUGUCACUGUUUACAUGCUGGAUUCGCCGAGGAUCGUUUUUAAAUACUAACAGCAAUUAAUCAUGCAAGGGUUUUCUUACACACACUAUUGUGGACUGUGCCUUUGUUGACCGUCCGUGGACCAUAGCACGUUGUGAAUGUAGCCUAUUUAAAUGUCAUGUCAGAUGCUGAAGGAUGAGAAGAGCUCCUGUAGUCAAUAGUGUGAUUACCUGCAGUAAUGGCUUCGCUAACAGUUUUCAACCACAGUCUAAAGAACUGUGUCCUUUGGUUUGUGUUGACUGGGAGUGUUCUUCCUGCGUCCAGCUGCACCAGUCGGAGAUGUCUGGCUGAGAUGCUGAUAAACAGAAAUUAUACAUCACAGCCGCAGUAUGAAAACUGCACCCACAUCAUUAAGGUGCCUCUGGUGGAGUACCAGACUCUGUCAGUUGACACAAGAAAUCUCCUCUUGAAUAGUCGACUGCAGGCGACACUUAUGUGGACAGACCCUGGUUUGACAUGGAACACAUCCGUGUACCAUUACGAUCAAGUCGUCCUGCCCGUAGAAAAAGUCUGGACCCCAGAGAUCCACGUGACCAACGGAAUACGGACCAGAAUGCAUCAGUACUCCAAUGAUCUGCUGCUGUUCAGUAAUGGAACGCUGGUCCACACAGUGAUCAUUAUGGCUGAGGUGAACUGUGAAGUCAAUCUGUUCAACUAUCCCUUUGCCGAGGAUGCGUGUCCUGUUGCCAUUCAAACCUGGGCUGUUGCAGGCUGUGGAACGUCCCUGAGACUGGGUAAUCUCAAGAUGAUUGACAGCUCCCACGGAGACUGGGAGACCCUGGGGGUGUCCUUCGAGAAACAGAGUGAAGAUCAGAAUUACAUCUGGGUGUUGCUGAGAAUAAAACAUUUCAACCCCUUCAUCACAUUGAUGUUUCCCACCAUUCUGAUCGUCCUGGCUGACGUGGUCAGCUUCUCCCUGCCUCUGGGAGGAGGUGAACGCAACACCUUCAAGGUCACGCUGGUCCUCAGCCACACCAUGCUCCUCACCAUCCUGAACGAGAAACUCCCUGGAGACAGCCAGUGUAGCCCCAUCAUCAGACUGCAUUUCUGUAUUUGUUUGGUGCUGCUGUUUCUGAGCAUGCUGGUGUCGUUGGUGCUGACACGAGUGGCCAAAGAGGGCAGUAUCAUCUUCUGCUGCUGCCCCAAAAAGAAUGCGACAAAGUCCACAGGGAACAAGAAAGAGGACACAGAAGCCAAAGGUGACAUCAGUGUUAUCAAGUUAAAUGGUCCAGAGGAAGAAAAUCAAAUGCUUCAAAGAGUGGUGAAAAUCCUCCAAAGCUUUGAAAACAAGGAAUUAGAAAAUGAAAAAUAUCAGAAUCGGGCCAAUGCAAUUGACAAGGCCUUUUUCUGGUUGUAUUUCGUCUGUAGCACUUUGUACUUCUGUUCCAUGUUAACGGUGAUGAGAACUUAUGAAUGCACAGUCAACCACUUUAAUUUCUGGGACUAAUGUCAAUGCUACUUUCCUGUACUGUACCUGCAGAUGCUCUUCUAUUCUGUUGUGUGUUAAAAUUAUAGAAAUAAUAAAAGCUAAAUGUAAUUGUGGAA
This is a messenger RNA of Cynoglossus semilaevis (tongue sole), 2833 nucleotides long. Its product is annotated as 5-hydroxytryptamine receptor 3A-like. The record is from RefSeq and is a predicted model, not a curated record. Gene Ontology annotation, biological process: monoatomic ion transmembrane transport. Lineage: Eukaryota; Metazoa; Chordata; Actinopteri; Pleuronectiformes; Cynoglossidae. Bases 1467 to 2735 code for a protein of 422 amino acids. Gene Ontology annotation, molecular function: transmembrane signaling receptor activity; extracellular ligand-gated monoatomic ion channel activity. The transcript is spliced from 12 exons. Gene Ontology annotation, cellular component: membrane.